Aspergillus versicolor CBS 583.65 is the source of this 2181-nucleotide messenger RNA. RefSeq names its product 3-oxoacid CoA-transferase. The record is from RefSeq and is a predicted model, not a curated record. The transcript is spliced from 9 exons. NCBI's taxonomy places the organism in Eukaryota, Fungi, Ascomycota, Eurotiomycetes, Eurotiales, Aspergillaceae. Gene Ontology annotation, biological process: ketone body catabolic process. Gene Ontology annotation, molecular function: succinyl-CoA:3-oxo-acid CoA-transferase activity. The coding region runs from base 436 to 2082 and encodes 548 amino acids.
UGUGUUAUGGUCAGAACCAAUGCAGUUCUCCGCCAUGUCUGACGACCAAAUUAUUGACGCUGUUAAUCGAGCGGGUACUGCCUUUGGAGCCAGUGUCCCCGACGUUCCGCUUGACGACAUGAUGAGCUGGGACUGGCUCGACAUGGGCAAUCCAGAAUUCAAUUUUUGACAGUUUGAGCAGAGUGGGUGAUACUAGUGGACACUAUCAAGCCGUAUGGAGGUACGUAGUAGCAUUAGUAUUCACUGCUGGUGAAGCCAAGGAGUUUGUGGGGGCAAGAAAGGGCUCCCCACACGUCGGCGUCUAGAAGUAGCCCCGAGCGCCGACAGGACCUUUGUUAAAUAGCGAGACGUCAUCGCCGCAAUUCUUUUCGAAACUCUUGCGACCGUUUUAUUUCUUCUUAAUAAUAAUCUCACCGAAUAUAAUUUUCGAGUGACAUGGCGACGCUCAGAGUUACGGCGCUGACUUUGUCCCGGAAGGCAACAAGUGUUGCUCGGGCUCAACUAUGCUUCCGUGCGUGCCAGAGGACAUGGGCUCGACCAAGCUCGCCUACAGCCCUCGCGAAAUAUUCCACUGCGACCACAACGAUUGAGAAGCCAUCUCGUGCUCCAAUCGUUGACCGCGCAGCUUCGAAGCUAUUCAAGAAUGCUGACGAUGCUGUAGCUGACCUCAAAAGCGGGUCAACUAUUCUAAGUUCCGGCUUUGGCCUCUGCGGGGUUGCAGACACAAUUAUAUCUGCAAUUGGCCGACGAGGGGCUGAUAACAUUCACUCCCUAACCGCAGUCUCAAACAACGCCGGUGCCCCUGGUAGAGGUGGACUUUCUACCCUGACACAUUCUGGACAAGUGAAUCGGCUCAUCAUAUCGUACCUUGGAAACAAUAAAGCGCUAGAGCAAAAGUACCUCACAGGAAACAUUGCUAUUGAGCUGUGCCCCCAAGGAACUCUGGCAGAGCGCCUGCGCGCCGGAGGAGCUGGGAUACCUGCUUUCUACACUGCCACUGGAGCUCACACGUUCCUCCAAGAUGGCAAGAUUCCAGUACGCCUCGAUGCGUCAGGCAAAGUGUUGGAACAAGGCAAGCCCCGAGAAACAAGGGUUUUCAACCAGAAGAAAUAUUUGAUGGAAACUGCUCUUACCGGAGAUGUUGCUAUUCUACGAGCGUGGAAGGCAGACGAGGCUGGGAAUUGUGUUUUUCGCUACACUACAAAAGCAUUCGGUCCUAUCAUGGCAAAGGCAGCCGCCCUUACUAUCGUUGAGGCGGAGAACAUUGUCCCGGUCGGUUCUAUCGAUCCUAAUGAUGUUGACCUACCCGGUAUUUUCGUGAACAGGAUAGUGCCCGCGACAGCCAAGAAGAACAUUGAGAUUCUGAAGCUGCGGGAACCAAAGGAAGAUGUUUCAGCAGCAUCGAAUGGGUCUCCCGCCAUCAUUCAAAGAAACCGAAUCGCCAAGAGAGCAGCAAAGGAACUCAAACAAGGAUAUUAUGUGAAUCUGGGAGUUGGUAUUCCUACACUUGCACCGUCGAUGUUGCCUGAGGAUGUUAAAGUAUGGAUUCAGUCUGAAAACGGAAUACUUGGAAUGGGGCCGUAUCCUACCGAAGAUGAAGUUGAUGCGGACAUUAUAAACGCCGGAAAAGAGACAGUAACGCUGAAUCCAGGCGCUGCAACCUUCGAUAGCACUGAAUCAUUUGGGAUGAUUCGUGGUGGACACGUAGAUGUCUCUAUUUUGGGGGCUCUCCAAGUGAGCGCAAACGGCGACUUAGCAAACUACAUGAUUCCUGGGAAAGUCUUCAAGGGAAUGGGCGGAGCUAUGGAUCUGAUAUCCAACCCCGACCAAACUAAGAUUGUUGUUGCCACAAGCCACACAGCAAAGGAUGGCUCAUCCAAGAUCGUCUCAGAAUGUGCCCUCCCUCUAACUGGAGCCAACUGCGUCAGCACGAUCAUCACGGAACUGUGUGUAUUCCAAGUGGAUCGCCAGAAAGGCGAGCUCACUCUGACCGAGCUCGCACCUGGGGUAGAGGUUGACGAGGUCCGGGCGAAGACGGAUGCUCCGUUCCAUGUUGCGGACAAGCUAGAGAUUAUGGAGUAGAUCCUCAUGGAAUGGAUUUUAGUUAUACCCUGUUAUAUAGAGUAAAUACAUUUACUUUGAUGUUCAAUAGAAACAUUUCCUUUUUGAAGCACGGGGGAC